Molecule: messenger RNA, 959 nt
Organism: Culex pipiens pallens (northern house mosquito)
Lineage: Eukaryota; Metazoa; Arthropoda; Insecta; Diptera; Culicidae
Gene: ND-30
Product: NADH dehydrogenase [ubiquinone] iron-sulfur protein 3, mitochondrial
Exons: 3
Coding region: 107-895 (262 amino acids)
Molecular function (GO): NADH dehydrogenase (ubiquinone) activity
Source: RefSeq, a predicted model, not a curated record
GUUCGUGCACGAACGGUAGACGAAUUACAUAAAAGUGUUGAUCCGCGGCGGAGAAUCUGCGGAGCAGUUUUUCUUUUUGUGUCGCAAAUAUUCGGUUCUCCUCGGGAUGGCCUCGAUCCUGCGCUCGCUGGCCACGGUGGCCCGCAGUGGCGUCCUCGCCGGAAAUGGGUUGGCUCGUUCCGCCACGGUCCCGGCGCUGAUCCGCUGCAAGUCGGAGGUGGCUGCGGAAUCCAGACCAACUGUCCGCAAGCCGGAUGCUGCCGCUCGUGCCGAUUUGUCCGACUUUGGAAAGUACGUCGCCGAGUGUAUGCCCAAGUACGUCCAGAAGGUGCAGCUCACUUCGGGCGAUGAGCUGGAGGUGCUGAUUGCCCCCGAGGGCGUCGUGCCGGUGUUGCAGUUCCUGAAGGAUCACCACCAGGCGCAGUUUGCAAAUCUGGUUGACAUUGCCGGGAUGGACGUUCCGAGCCGUCAGUACCGGUUCGAGGUCAUCUACAACAUUCUGUCGCUGCGGUACAACUCGCGAAUCCGCGUCAAGACCUACACGGACGAGCUGACCCCGAUCGAUUCGUGCAACGAGGUGUUCAAGGCCGCAAACUGGUACGAGCGCGAAAUCUGGGACAUGUACGGUGUGUUCUUCGCGAACCACCCGGACCUGCGUCGCAUCCUGACCGAUUACGGGUUUGAGGGACACCCGCAGCGCCGUGACUUCCCGCUGACCGGGUACGUCGAGCUGCGGUACGACGACGAGAAGAAACGCGUCGUGUGCGAGCCGCUCGAGUUGGCGCAGGAGUUCCGCAAGUUUGACCUGUCGGCGCCGUGGGAACAGUUCCCGAACUUCCGCAACGUCAAUCCGGCCACCGAGGAGAUCGCGACCAAGCCGGAGGAGAAGAAGUGAGCACGCGGGGCAGGGUGCACUCGUUGCAGGAUGGAUUAAAGAAAUAAUUAUGAUUGUAGACGCG